AUGGAUCCAGAUACUGCAGUCCCACCCACUACCAUCUCGGGAGACCUUCCUAUUCGCACCGGCAAGCCGAUGGAGCCGUCAAUCUCAGCAGACGCCGAAAAUACACCCUCCCAAGAUCAUUCAUGGCCAUCCAAGCCGACAACAAUCGAAACUGCCCCAGAUGACCAACUCCCCAAAUCCAAGUCCCAAGUCGGCAUUCCUCAAACCAAGCUGGAUGAUGAGGUCGCUAUCAGAGCAGGCGAGAUCAUGGCAUCGGCUGGCCCCAAAGCCAAACGCAGAAAGCCCAAGAGCAAGCGUGGACUCGGAAAGCCAACAGGAUUUGAAGAGUAUUAUGCCGACGGUCCCAUGACACCAGAAGAGCAUGAGGAAAGCCAUCAGCUUUACGGCCCGUCCUACUCAUUUGAACAGCGUAUCCAGGAAGCUCUUACCCGGUACCAAUGGAAGCGCCGGAUGGAAAAUGACAGACGUGCCAUUUUCUUCAAGUACCUACAGUACGGUGGAGUAGAUGCCAGCCAGAAUUACGGAACGGGCGUUUCCCUCAAGGAGCUAGAGCAAAUGUCAAAUGACGAAGCACGUCAGGCUCGCAGCCAGACCAUGAUCCAACGGGACCGGGAGGAGCUGGAGGUCAAUUUUGAGGCGGUGGCACGGGGUUUCUUGAGCUCAUUCUACGCCAAUCACUACAACCCAGAAAGUGAGGAGAGUAUCAAGGUUGCAACUGGGACUAUCCGAAACCUCCUCACAUAUCUUCUCUAUCAUGAUGUGUGUCCCGAGUACAAGGACGACAUUCACAAGGCGCGGCAAAUCUGCGAUAUUGCCUCGGUGGAACUUUGGAAGAAUGUCCAAUUGAUCCAGCAAGGUCCCGGAACUUUCAAUCAAAGCUGUUCGAUGCUUUUCGGCGGCAGAUAUGCUGAAAGCGGCAAAGAUACCUGCGACUGGAUGCCAGCACAGUGUUGGCCAGGUAAUCUCACCCCUGACGCUGCCCGCAAGGUCGUCAAGUUUGCGAUUGCCGGUACCGGGACUCACGAGCAGGCCGUUCGGUUCCAGGUGCUGGCAGCCCAGGGAAAGCUCUCAGCCAAACAGAUCCCGGACAUUGACGGCUUUGAGGUGAUCUCCAUCAGCCAGCCCGAAAAUGACAUUCGUGAAUUUUACCACGAAUACGCUCCAGACCUGCCUGUCGUUGGAAAGAUUAUAGCCAAAUCAUUCCGCAACCCUGCCAAGCCGGAAAUUGACAUGAGUCCCGAAGAGCGCAAGGCUUGGCAGGAGGGCAAGGCGCCAAAGUACGACUUUGUGUUUUUCGUCGAGGAGAACCUUCUUCAGCACUGCUACCCGGGUCUGAGGAUCGCUUCUAGCAUCUGGGAAAUCAAUUGCGGAGUGUACUACUUUGACGAGAUUAUCUCGGCAUAUCCGUCGUUCCAUUUGGUCCUGGCUAAUGACUUGAUGCUGCGCUGGAAGACUCCUAAGGAAAUCGUUGAGGAGAAGCAAAAGCAUUUGGAGAUGCAGGAUGAGGGAUGGCAGCAGCCGGAGGUAGAGGAUGAUCCAGAGGGAGAUGGAAAGCUCGAUGGUGUCGGUGAAGCAAUUAAGGAUGCUUUUGAAAUUAGUCGCAGGCUUAGAGAACAGGCAGAGGAGGUCGGCAAUAAGUGA
Penicillium subrubescens is the source of this 1641-nucleotide messenger RNA. RefSeq lists its product as uncharacterized. The transcript is spliced from 4 exons. NCBI's taxonomy places the organism in Eukaryota, Fungi, Ascomycota, Eurotiomycetes, Eurotiales, Aspergillaceae. The record is from RefSeq and is a predicted model, not a curated record. Bases 1 to 1641 code for a protein of 546 amino acids. Gene Ontology annotation, cellular component: ARC complex. Gene Ontology annotation, biological process: regulatory ncRNA-mediated gene silencing.